AUGAUUCUCAUUACGAAUUUCUUAAAGCUUCAUACAUUUGUUCACAUUUUAAUAUUUUCUAUUAAAUUUGUUAGUUGUGAUGUUGAAUUGAUUCGGCCAAAUAAAUUGUUGGUAAUCAAUUAUGACGAUAAGAAUAAUAAUGUUCAGGAGAAGACAUUGAGAAUCUCUUGGAAGUUGAAUUCUCUGUCACCAACAAUAGAUGAAAUUGAAAAAUAUACAUUUUCUUUAUGCUCUGGGCCAUCAAAUGCAAUAAAAAAUUUUGGAGAAAUGCUGACAAUUAAUUCAAAUAUGGUUGUAGGCAAGAAUAAUAUUUAUGAAGUUGAUUUACAAUUAAAAAAUAACAUUGGUACUAAUGGAUACUAUUAUAUUCAAGUAUUUGCUUUAACUGAUAUAGGCUAUUCGAUUCAUUAUACUCAAAAAUUUGAAAUGAGAGGAAUGAUAGGUCUUGAUAAAGCAGAUACAAAUAUUGCUGAUAUUAGGAUGCAUAACGGUGUAGGCAUAGGAGGUGGUGCACCUUUGCUACAGUUCGGUAUCGAUGGUAAAGAGAUAAAUCAAAAUAAUGAACUUGCAGGUGCCCCUCCACCAGAGACAGCCUUAGCUGCGUCAUAUUUGGUUGGAUUGCCAUAUGGUAAGCAAAAUGGAAACAUCAAGUACGCGCCAAUGCAAACUCAACCUGGCACAAAAGUUACCGCUAAGACAUGGAAGAAGAAAAAUCCAAUAAGUGAUGUAUCCUUUUUCAAAUUUGGCAGAUUACAAGGUCAUUAUCUUACUGAUAUUGGCGAUGGUAAGAACAAGAAUAGACAAAAAAUAACCACUGAAGUGCUAUUGAGGCCCAAUGUUGAUACAACUAUAACUCCAAUGAGAAAUUAUAAAACAGAUAUGGAUGUUAAUUUUGUUUCACAAGCAAAAUUUCCUUCUGAUAAUGGUGGCUGGUAUAAGCCAGAUAAAAAAAUCCAAAGGCCAACUAAGGUGAGAGAGAAAAAAUACAUAAUAUAUUAG
Messenger RNA from Henningerozyma blattae CBS 6284, 999 nucleotides. It is a transcript of the gene KNH1, whose product is annotated as Knh1p. The record is from RefSeq and is a predicted model, not a curated record. Lineage: Eukaryota; Fungi; Ascomycota; Saccharomycetes; Saccharomycetales; Saccharomycetaceae. Bases 1 to 999 code for a protein of 332 amino acids. The transcript has a single exon. Gene Ontology annotation, cellular component: extracellular region. Gene Ontology annotation, biological process: (1->6)-beta-D-glucan biosynthetic process; fungal-type cell wall organization; cell wall biogenesis.